AUGCGACCAGUCCUCCUUAAUCGUUAUGAAGAGUGGAGGAAGUUCGCUUACCCUACCAUCCGGAAGAUCCGUCGUGAUCUCGACUUUGCGAUGUCACCUGAGGUCUCGACUCUCUGCUCGAAAGAAGGAAACGAUAUCUUCGUUAGGGCGCGCAACGCCCGUCUCAUUAUGAGCAAUAAUAUUCCCGAUAUGACCCACGACGAGCAUAAACCCUACUGCAUCUGGUAUCCCGACUUGGCCAGUGAAGAUACCUAUCGGGAGCUUGCUCUACGAUACCCCGACCUGCGGUAUCAUGUUGGUCGUGCUUGUGCAGCUGCGGGCUAUACCUCGCUGUACGAGGACCUCAACCUACUCCCAGAAGUGUCCAUUGCUGAAGAGGCGCGGGAUAAUAAGGAGGGCGGUACAUCCAUCUUCGAACACAUCAUCAGCCAGCCUGUAAGGUACAAGAUUUUGAAUGAUUACAUGAGGACUGCGAACCUCGAAGAUCCUGAAGCCGGAGUGCAUCUAAACGGCGACACCGCUGUGUGUUCUACCUUGUCUGGUGUUUACAAGCCAGACUUGUGUCGCCGUUACGAGCACUACUUUGAUAUCCAGGAAGACGCCAGAGUCGGCGAACCUAGCGACCCUAGCCUACAUCAAACGUUGGAGGAUGAGCACAUUUCUCUUUUUUACUCACCACUCCCAAACGACUUGCCUACUACCAACAAGGACGUCCUGAUAAUCAUGGCUGCCUGGGAGGGCAACAUCGACCGCUACUUAAGACUUCGACGCCCCUUCCGGAUCGCCAAUGAGAUAUCAGCGGUGAUCCGAGGUAUAUACCACCACACUCCGUUUGCGCGUUGGGUCGAAACGCACCUGAAGGAGCUGUUUUAUGGUCACGAGUGGAAGGUACUCCGACAAGCCAUUCACGCCCGAUUCAUCAUGAGCAACGACCUCUCUCGCAUUCACGGAGAAGUAUCGGGCUCUGACCUACCAUUGGUCUUCUGGUGGCCUCACUUUCCUCAUCAAAACACAAUCCGAGAACUGGCUUGGCGUCGCCCCGACCUGAAGGACCACGUGGCGAUAGCUUGCAUCGUGGCAAACUACCAAGAGGUCUUUGAUGAGCUCAAGGCCGAGCCGAGCCGGCGACAGUGGGAGGUUGCUUGUCAAAGCCCCAACGCCCACUACCGGGAAAACAUUGAGCGACGCGCUGCUGAAUGGGAUGUCGACCUCGAGAUCCCGGAAAACCUGGAUUUUCUGCACGGCAUACCCGCGUGCUGGGAGUGGAGGAAAGCGUAUCUUCAGUUCGAGCUGGAGUCCAGCGGCUGCGUAGAAAUGCCUGACGCUCUCGUAAACACGCCUUACGAACACGGAGAUGAUUCGGCAUGGUGGGAAGACGAGUGGUUCGAACCCGGACAUCUUUUUGACGACCACUUGCAGCUCAGCGUGAUGGCCUGGAAUACCUAUAUCAGUGCAACGGAUGAGGCGAGGAAGAAGCCAGGCCCGUUAUAUUCGUCCGAGAAAGACUUUGAGCGUCGGCGUUUGAGAUCGGGGCCUUAUCCGUCCUCACGCAAGAACCUAGUCUCCCAUUAUGGAUCCGAUAGCCAGAAGAUCGGCUAUUAG
Molecule: messenger RNA, 1602 nt
Organism: Colletotrichum karsti
Lineage: Eukaryota; Fungi; Ascomycota; Sordariomycetes; Glomerellales; Glomerellaceae
Exons: 1
Coding region: 1-1602 (533 amino acids)
Source: RefSeq, a predicted model, not a curated record